AUGGAUCCGAAUUACAAGUUCCCUGGAUCGCCAGGGACGCCUCUCUUCCAAGUAUCGCCAGAACGGGUCAACCAGCAGCGAGCUUCGACUAUUUUUGACGAGUCGCCUGCGGGCAGUCCACACCGACAUGCGAGGGAGAGCAGCGUGCAUGAAAAAGUAGCUGCAUUUAACUCGCUAGCAUUCCAAGGGAAGCAGCUGGAGAGGAAGGCAAACGAUGCGGCAUUGAAGCGAGCGAUGUUAGGGCGGGAGGAGGCAGAGAGUGAGAUGAGGAGAUACAGAGAAGAAACACGAGCGCUACGGCGGCAGGUGGAAGAGGGCAAGGAGAGAGAACGUAGAGUGGGCGAGAGACUGGAGAAUGUUAUGGAAAAUUAUGGCCGCGCCAAAGAAACCCACGCGCAUACGCAGACCUUGUGGGAGAAGGAGAUUCGGAGAGCGCGCAAAGAGUCGUUCAAGUCACAAUCGGCGGUCGUGAAGCUACAAGAGGAACUGAAGUCGGCGCGCAAUGCGAUGAAGCUGGCACAAGCGGAUCUAGAACAAGAGAAGGAGCGCAGUAUGAAGCGCGAACAGGAAGCUUUCGCUGCGAGAUAUCAGCUUGUCGGAGUCCAAGAAGAAGUGUCGCAGGUUCAGGAGCAACUGAAGCUAGUGGAGCAAGAGCGUGAUGCUCUCAGGACUAUUGCGCAGAACGAGGAGAUUGCCAGAAUUGCCGCUGAGGGCAGAAUACCGUUGCCCACACUAAAAGAGGAUGAUGAAUUCGCCAGCCCGAAAAAGGCGCGGAAAUCCUUGGAUAUGAUUACAAUUACUUCUUCUGCUGCUAGCGAGGAAGAGUUGGACAACUUGCGUAUGCUUAUGGAGUGGGAGCAACAAAGAGCAAAUCGGGCACACGACCGAGUGGAAUUCCUGGAGCUGGAGUGCCGCAUGAACUGCUGCAUAUCCAAAGCUGCACAAAAAGAACUUGCCGAGAAGGAAACUCUUACGUCCUUACCUACCCAGGAGAAGAUCCAGAUUAGCCAAACAGGCACAAUAUUUGUCCCAGUUGAAGGUAUUUUCAGAAAUACAUCUCCUGCACCAGAAGAGUCCCCAUGGAUUUCCCCAGCGAAGAAAACAUUCAACGAGCCUAUACACGAAGAACCCCGAUCCUUUGCACGAACUCCUUCUUGCGAGCCACCUGCAGCAGCUCUCAUCUCCGACACCAGAACCUCCCUUCUCUCCCUUUUCGACGCACCUCACAGCCCAUCACACACCGAAGACGGUGAGAACGACACAACCAUAACUCAAAUAUCUCAAGAUGUUCCCGAGACCCAAGAAGAGAGCCCCGUCAAGCACUCAAUGGUACCUACCUUCCACACAAUCAGUACCACAACACGCAUCCCACUCGCCAACCCACCAGACCUCACUCCUCCGAACAUCCUCCCGGCAGCUCUAAACUCAGCCUUGAGUCCAACUAUGACCCGCGAAGAAGCUCUAGCACAAAUCCGCGAGCGUAGAGGUCGCGCAAGAAGUUUAGCGCAGGGAACAAUGACACCAAGGAAACAGAUGGUAGAUGGUGUGGGAUCAAGACGAGAUAUUAGUGCGCCGGCAAUCAGAAGUGGUGGAGUCCGAGGCAGGAGCCAGGCUCGAUCAUAA
This is a messenger RNA of Cadophora gregata, 1623 nucleotides long. RefSeq lists its product as uncharacterized. The record is from RefSeq and is a predicted model, not a curated record. Lineage: Eukaryota; Fungi; Ascomycota; Leotiomycetes; Helotiales; Ploettnerulaceae. Bases 1 to 1623 code for a protein of 540 amino acids. The transcript has 2 exons.